Molecule: messenger RNA, 521 nt
Organism: Bradysia coprophila
Lineage: Eukaryota; Metazoa; Arthropoda; Insecta; Diptera; Sciaridae
Source: RefSeq, a predicted model, not a curated record
CCGUCUCAAAUAUCGACAAUUCAAUGUUCUUAAAAUAUCAAAUUCUGGUGGUGCUGCAAGUUUUAGUACUAGGCCUGGUUAAAGGCAGAUUGAAGGAAUACGAUCCUUGCAAUUUCGAAGACCAAAUCUUUCCAGAAUUUGAAUGCAGAAAAUCAUGUCGUGGUGUUAUUGAGGCACCAGGCGGAAAAUGUGUUGAUGGCCUAAAAUGCUGCCAUUUAACAAAGCAGAUUUCUAGGCAAGAAGUCCCUGAAUACGGAUACUGUCUUCUUGAUAAAGUAAUCGAUGAACAAUUUGAAUGCAGAAAAUUAUGUGGUGAUCUUACAGAAAUUACCAAGGGCAAAUGUGCUACCGGACUAAAGUGCUGUUUUACAAUCAACCCGAAUUUUGGGAGAAGAGUGACGACCGCUCCGGAGGUGUUAGUAGAGCCCCUUUUCAGAUAGGCUGACCAGCUCAAGUUAUGAUUGUGUACAUCAACAAUCGAUUGAAAAUAUAUUUGUUGUCCUCCAACUUUUACAAAUACA